UAAAAUGGUGUUUACCUGAAUUAACCGUCGAUCUUUAUUUCAUGAAGUCUCGUUGGUCUCCUCCUGUACAAACAGCGGUGUAUUUGAAGUUAACUGACUGAACUGAUCACGUGCGACGUGCGCGUGCCCGUGUCGUUAACGAACGCGACCACUAGCGCAUUUUGAGCGGCCGAUACUCUCGCGCGAGGCUUGUGUAUUUGAAGUUAACUGACUGAACUGACCACGUGCGCGUGCCCGUGUCGUUAACGAACGCGACCACUAGCGCAUUUUGAGCGGCCGAUACUCUCGCGCGAGGCUUGUGUAUUUGAAGUUAACUGACUGAACUGAUCACGUGCGACGUGCGCGUGCCCGUGUCGUUAACGAACGCGACCACUAGCGCAUUUUGAGCGGCCGAUACUCUCGCGCGAGGCUUGUGGAACUGAAUGGAGCAAACGGCGAGGGUAUAAAAAGUUGUGAAGCGUUCAAUAUGUAAAUGAGAUAUUUUUUAAUGAAGGCUUUCUGAAAAGGGUCUUCAUUUCCAAGGACCUUUGACGAGAGAGAACCGGAGCAUUGGAAGUCCUCUAAAAUGGAUAUCUGGUGUAAUCUGUCAUCUUAGAAACCUCGCGCUCGCUCGCAGCCGUUCUCCGGCUCUCAUCAUCCAGCCCCCCGAGGACAGAGCUGUUUCUCAUCGUCCGGCUGUGGUUCAUCUCGAGGACGGGCAUGGAGCACAGUCACAUCUUCACCGUUCUGUCUCCUAACUCCACUUCCCAUAGUCCUCGCGGUUGUCCUCUCGGACAGUUGCCUGUCAUCUACUACAGUUCACUGCUCUGCCUUGGCCUGCCUGCAAACAUCUUGACGGUGAUCAUCCUUUCCCAGCUGGUGCUGCGACGACAAAAAUCAUCCUACAACUACCUACUGGCCCUGGCUAUAGCUGACAUACUGGUCCUGAUACUCAUCGUGUUUGUGGACUUUCUGUUGGAGGACUUCAUUUUAGGUGCUCCUCUGCCUCACUCCCUCAACAAGGCUGUGCAGGUCCUGGAGUUCUCCUCCAUCCACACUUCCAUCUGGAUCACGGUGCCCCUGACCAUAGACAGAUACAUCGCUGUGUGCCAUCCACUACGCUACCACACCGUCUCGUACCCAGCCCGAACUCGCAAAGUCAUCCUGGCCGUGUACGUUGGGUGUCUGAUCAGCAGUACUCCAUACUACUGGUGGCCAGAGCUGUGGCACGGGCUGCCAGGAGCCAGCGGUGGCGGGCGGAGCAGCGCCGGGCAACAUGUGCUUGUGUGGGUCCACUGCGCCACGGUCUAUCUGCUCCCCUGCUCUGUAUUCUUCUCACUCAACGCCAUCAUCGUACGGAAGCUUCGUUGCCGGCGUAGCUGCUUCCGUCUGCGUGGCUACUCCACUGGAAAGACGACAGCAAUCCUGCUGGCGAUCACCUCUGUGUUUGCCGUACUGUGGGCGCCACGCACUCUCAUGAUCCUCUAUCACCUGUACACGAAACAGCCAACGUUGCCAGCAGACGCCCGACUACUGCACCUGGUCACGGAUGUUGCAAACAUGCUCGCAUUGCUCAACACCGGCGUCAACUUCUUCUUGUACUGUUUCAUCAGCAAGCGCUUUCGCAGGAUGGCCGCCACGGUGCUAAAGGCUUUGUUCCGAUGUCGGAAACAGCCACCACAUUUUUACGCAAGUCACAAUUUCUCCAUCACCAGCAGCCCGUGGAUCUCACCAGCAAAUUCCCACUGCAUCAAGAUGCUGGUGUACCAGUACGAUAAGAACGGCAAGCCCGUCUGCAUAUCUUCUUGAACGCCAUAAUGUACACAGGCUAGUGAGUCUUCUGGCAAGCUCGAGGAGAAGUCUUGCCCAACCUCGGGAAGAAGGUUAGUGAUGGUGAGCAGAUGGCACCAACUGGGUUUUUGAAAGUGCCUCAAUAAGAAAUCCAGGUUCAGAGAUAUCUGAGGGGGUUUAAAGGCCAAGAAUGUGGUUCAGAGUCUUCUUAGGCAAAAACAAACCGGCCAGUAAGCGAUGGCGAUGCCUUUCAGGAUAUUAAUGCAAAAAAAGGUCUUGACGUCAAAAUCAACUUGUGACUCGUGCUCUAGGUGAAGACGACCAGUAUACCCAUCAAUACAUUUGAAGAUUUUGGAGUCUCCAGCAUGCUGUUUUUAGUUAAAUGCACACCAAAGCAACAUUCACUAAUGGAGAAAGAAAAUGGACAUGUCCUCAAUGACAUGUUACUGUAUGUGAACCAUCUUUAGACUCUCACCUUUCAAGACCUUUGUGACAUUAAAAAAACAAUGCUGGUCUCCAAGGGCCGAUCGCAAACAGCACAAGCUCUUAUUAAAGAAUCCUCCCUUUAGAUAUGCUCAGAUACUGCUUUGAUAUCGCUGUCUGAUGAAAAAUGAUGACACAACAUAAAUACACAGACUCUGCAUUAAAAGGCUUCUGGUGCAACUGACUGUUAAAUGUUAGAAUAAAGGCAAAAAAUACAUAGUGUUCAUGAUCUUUUCAACCAAUAUAGACUUUCAUUUUGUGGAAGGAUUUUCUUUCGAAAAAUAAUCAAGACUUUGUUACUCCUAGCACACAAACACAUCAACACACUUCUUUGUCCUUUGCAGCCCCAAGAAAAGAGAAAUGGGAUUGAAAGCACUUUCCAAAUAAAUCAAUCCCUUUCUCUGGAGUGAACUACUGGGGAAAACCACCUUCAUUUAUCUUCGCAGAGCCUGCCAUCCGGAGCGCUUUAACAGCGGGUCAUAUCAGAGACAUAUUUAAACUAUACACUACGUGUGCAUAGAUAAGGUCGACAACUUAAAUGUGUGGCCUCUGCUUAGACAAGGUCAGAAUCAGAACAAGAUUCAUUUAUCAAGUGCGCACACACACAAGGAAUACCCAGCAAGCAAUUAUGCAUUUAAAAGACAUCCAAACACCGCACAGAUGUCUAGGCUAAAACAAGGCAAAAUUUGCUGGCUGUUAGUGAAAAUUUAAAGGGGACAUUUCAUGAAAAUCUGACUUUUUUCAUGUUUAAGUGCUAUAAUUGGGUCCCCAGUGCUUCUAUCAACCUUGAAAAUGUGAAAAAAGAUCAACCCAGUAACUUAGUUUUGGUAAACCAUCCUCUGCAAGCAUGCGAAAAAUUAGGUCAUUGAAAUUUGGCUCCCCUUGAUGAUCUGCAAAGAUUUAUUUGACAUCUUAAAAAAGUCUUGUGAAAUGUCCCCUUUAAUAGAUAUCGAAUCAUAGCCCAAAAAUAAAUGAAAUAAAAUAAAUAAAUGAAACCAAACCCCUUGUAAUCACUGUUGACUUUAUAUCAUACAUAGCACAAGUUAUUUUAGCAAAAAUCCACGUAUUUUAGCAAAAACGUACGGAGCCCCUAAGGGGACAUGGAGAAAAAAUUAAAGGAACAGUAUGUAGGAUUGUGGCCAAAACUGGUAUUGCAAUCACACAACUGGUGGGUAAUACACAACAUGACAACAUAAACAUCAGUUGAGGGCUGCAACUCCACUUUUUAAAUGACAAUAUCCUGGCCGGACCACUGUUGUCAGUGAUAUAAGUAUUUGAAAUGAAAAUGAUUUCUUAAUGUCUAGUGACAUAUCAGGGCCAUUUUAUCAUUAAUUAAUAUAAAUUUCUUACAUACUGUUC
Molecule: messenger RNA, 3612 nt
Organism: Misgurnus anguillicaudatus (oriental weatherfish)
Lineage: Eukaryota; Metazoa; Chordata; Actinopteri; Cypriniformes; Cobitidae
Product: probable G-protein coupled receptor 139
Biological process (GO): phospholipase C-activating G protein-coupled receptor signaling pathway
Cellular component (GO): plasma membrane
Molecular function (GO): neuropeptide receptor activity
Source: RefSeq, a predicted model, not a curated record